AUGUGCUCUGACCUGAAAGCACGUAUGCGCCAAAACAAACGGAGGACUCUACCAAAUUCCAAGGAGAUGGUGGUAAAUUACAACCGACGAACACCGCCAGAAACCAUAUCCGAGCACAAUGAUGCAAUGAGGGUUGAAUGGACUGAAAUACCCAGCAAUCCUAAUCUUGCUCCUCCCUAUGUGGUUGGGGAGGCCGCAUUGAGGAUCCCGGAUCUCUCUAUACCCCGAUAUAAGCUUUACUGGCCAUUACGGAAUGGUUGGUGUAACGAAAAGGACUACAGUAGCAUAAACCUGCUGUUUUUGGACAUUGCCCGGAUAUUGGAAGAUGCGAUGAAAACCCAACUAAACCUGUCACAAACAAAAGACUGGGGUCAAUAUUCUUGUGUCUUUGUGAUACCUGACCUUUACGAAAAGCUGUACGUCACUCAAAUACUGGAUACCCUUAUGCGUGAGCUCGGUUUUGGGCGUGUGUGUUUCGUUCAGGAGAGUUUGGCCGGUACAUUCGGUGCUGGGUACACUGCAGCUUGCGUUGUCGAUGUUGGUGCGCAAAAGUCGUCGAUAUGCUGCGUAGAAGAAGGGAUGUGUGUUGAAAACUCCCGCGUCAACCUGAAAUUCGGCGGAUCAGAUGUUACGGAAACGUUUAUAAAGAUGAUGCUCUACGACCACUUCCCCUACGAGGAGAUCAAUCUGAACCGGCGAUAUGACUUUUUAUUGGCGGAGGAACUCAAAAAGAAUGUCGCAACCCUUAAUGAAACGAAUGUUUCUGUGCAGGUGUUCGACUUCCAUCUUCGCGUGUCCGGCCAGGACACAAGAAAGUACACAUUCAAAGCGUACGAUGAGAUUAUUCUGGCUCCCAUGGGCAUUUUCCAGCCAGAAAUCUUCGAUAAUUCACAAAAGAUGAUCGGACGGAGAAAAUUUAUUAACCGUUCUUUUGAUCUAUACGACAGACUGCCAAACGACCCUACUUCAACUGCUCAGGCUGAAGUUAUAGCCUCUAUUUCGCCUCCACCGGCGACAACCAACAAUGGAACAAGCAAUGAAGGAGCCUUACAGACUAAUGGAACAGAUCCUCAAGCUACACCUAGCCGCACACAAGCUCAUAAUGUCUUAGGCCGCGUGCAGGAUCUUGACGGGACUCCACGAUCUUCCGCAGCUGGAUCGCCUACCCCGGACUCCGCAGCAAAUCAAAACCCUCAAGGUGGCACCUCGACACCUAUCAGGCCUCAAGGCGGUGGUGGGCCUAACGCUCUGCCAACCUCCCAAAACAUACCCGUGGUUGAAAUGCGGGAUGAUGUUCUGCCAGUAUGGCCUCUUGAAGAUGCUGUAUUUACCUCUAUUUCACACGCAGCUCGUGGUGACCCUCGCAAGUUUAACGACUUCAUUGGUGGCAUCUUGGUGAUCGGGGGCGGCAGUCUUGUUUCCGGCUUCCAUGCUUUCCUUGAGGAGCGGAUGCAGCUCAAGCAUCCCGACCUUGCAAGUCAUAUCAUGGUUGGUACACCACCUCGAGAACUCGACCCACAAGUGGUUGUAUGGAAAGGCGCCAGUGUCUUCGGCAAACUGGACGCAUCAAAUGAGAGCUGGAUUGGUCGGCUAGAAUAUGACCGACUUGGGAGCAGGGUAAUGACUUAUAAAUGUAUGUGGCAAUGGUAA
This is a messenger RNA of Trichophyton rubrum CBS 118892, 1650 nucleotides long. RefSeq lists its product as uncharacterized. The record is from RefSeq and is a predicted model, not a curated record. NCBI's taxonomy places the organism in Eukaryota, Fungi, Ascomycota, Eurotiomycetes, Onygenales, Arthrodermataceae. Gene Ontology annotation, biological process: regulation of DNA-templated transcription; double-strand break repair. Gene Ontology annotation, cellular component: Ino80 complex. The transcript has a single exon. Bases 1 to 1650 code for a protein of 549 amino acids.